Acanthocheilonema viteae is the source of this 963-nucleotide messenger RNA. NCBI's taxonomy places the organism in Eukaryota, Metazoa, Nematoda, Chromadorea, Rhabditida, Onchocercidae. The record is from the annotation of a GenBank genome assembly.
AUGUCACGUGGACGGAUGAAAUGUUCGGUACUUCCUGAUGAAGGUGGAAGUAAAAUUAAGGACAAAAGAAGUCUACAUAGUCGUUUAAUUACACAGGAACAAAUCGUUGGUCGAAAAUUUGUUCGAAGACCUAAAGCAAUAACAACAAUAAAAGGAAAGUUAAGCGUGCAAGAAGAAUGGAUGCAAACUGCAGCUCAAUUAGGUAUACGAGGUAUACGGAAGGAAUUUGUCAAUGAAAUCAAAAAUUACACUCCCAAAAAUGCUGCGAUGGAGGCAUGGAAUCUCGAUCAGAAUUUCGACAAAAAUAGAUAUGAAGACAUCAAACUGGAGGAUAAAACAAGAGUUAAGUUAAAAAAGAUACCUAAUAAUGAUGAUGAUUAUAUUCAUGCAUCUUAUGUUAUUGUAUCAAAUGACCUCACAUAUAUAUGUGCUCAAGGACCGCUACUAAAUACUGUACAGGAUUUCUGGAUAAUGGCUAUACAAGAACAAACGAAUGUAAUCCUUCAAUUAUGUCAGAACAAAGAGAACGACCGUGAACAGUGUUCCGAAUACUUCCCAAAUGAAAGCAUUGGAUGGAAAGAAUACGGAGCAGUUCGAGUUCGUAUCACGGAACCAACUUCUGGUAUUGUCACGCUUAAGAAGGUAACACGGACGAAAAUUGAAGCUUCAUAUUCUGAUAAAAAACAAGAGGUAAUGCAUAUCGCUUACGCAGGAUGGCCAGAUCAUUCCGUUCCCGACUCACCCGCUACCUGUCGCGAAAUUUAUAGUUUGUUGCGCAAAUAUUAUGGCAAAAAGCCAAUAAUCGUGCAUUGUAGCGCUGGUGUUGGGAGGACAGGAACUUUUGUUGCCAUAGAGAUGGCAAUGGAGAAAUUGCGUAAAAAUGAAACUUGUAUUGUUGUGGAUAUAACGAAGAAACUGCGAGAACAACGUUUGCAUGCUGUACAAAACGAUUUGGUAAGCUAA